AUGGGAAUCACAGGGGAACUAGUUAGAAGUGCGUUCUCGAAAAGCCGGUCUGUGCGAAUGCGAGAGAGCCAUGCGAGGAGUUAUGCUGUGGAAAAGAAAAGAUGGAGUUCAGUAAGAUCAUACCUUUGCGGGGAUGAGUUUAGUUCGAUAGUUGCAGAGGAUGAUUUAUCGAGCUCCAAACCUGCAAUUGAUGAAGGAGAAUUUACUUCAGUUUAUGCAGAGGCGGAUACGGCUUCUAUUAGAAGCUCUGAGGCCACUGUUAAUCAACCAUUGGCGGGAGAUUUCAAGGACAAAGCUGAUGCUGAAAGCAAUGAGGUGAAGAAUGGAAGUCCAAAGGAAAAGCAAAACUCAACUUACAAACUUUUUCAGCAAGAAGAUGCUGCAAUGAUCAUUCAGUCGGCAUUUAGAAGAUUUCUGGCCCAACGAGCUAAUGAAGGAAUGAAUUUGCAAGAUUGCAAGGCAGAUCCUGUAGGAAGUCCAAGUAGGGAGUCUAUGGGCACAUCAAUUGAAGUUCAAACUGGAAAUUCGGACACUUUCUCAUUCCAAGAAGAAAGAAUUGACGUGCACCAUCCAGUGCAACAUAGAAGUAGAUCCCAGGUGCUCAAGCUACAGGAAGAUUGGGAUGAUAGCACUGUAAGUAGUGUCAUAUCAAAAAUGAGAACUCAAAACAAGCUGGAAGCAGCAACAAGGCGUGAGAGAGCUCUGGCUUAUGCUUUUUCACAACAGUUAAGAAUCUGCUCGAAGAAAAAACAAAUCAAAUCCAACAAUAACGAAACUGGCGUGGGCUGGAGCUGGCUAGAACGAUGGAUGGCAACCCGUCUGCCAGAAAAUACCAUGAUGGAAGACCAAAUGUACAAGCAAAUUGAGGCAGUUAGUAGUCACCAAACAACUGGGAUUAGGAAGAGAUUGCUGGAUGUAGCAAUGGAAGAGAAGGAGAGUUGUGGAUCUAACGAGGUAUCUCUACGCAUUGAAAUCAGAUCUGUAGCUGCGCCCAAGGAAGUCCCAAUGCCUACCAAGAAUAGAAAUAAGGCAACAAGGAAUAACUCCAAACGAGAUGCAUCAUCUAGCUACCUCUGCCCAAGAACAAAGGAUAGCAAGAAAGUAUGUCAAAUAGAGGAUGGAAAAGAUAAGACGAAAAUGCCAAAGCAGGCACGAAAUAAAAGAGAGAUGAAAAUCACAGAUUCUACAUCUCAAGUAUCACCAGAGAUUGAAUAA
Messenger RNA from Fraxinus pennsylvanica, 1215 nucleotides. The record is from the annotation of a GenBank genome assembly. Lineage: Eukaryota; Viridiplantae; Streptophyta; Magnoliopsida; Lamiales; Oleaceae.